Messenger RNA from Tetrahymena thermophila SB210, 1038 nucleotides. RefSeq names its product transmembrane protein, putative. NCBI's taxonomy places the organism in Eukaryota, Ciliophora, Oligohymenophorea, Hymenostomatida, Tetrahymenidae. Gene Ontology annotation, molecular function: G protein-coupled receptor activity. The transcript has a single exon. Gene Ontology annotation, biological process: cell surface receptor signaling pathway; adenylate cyclase-activating G protein-coupled receptor signaling pathway. The record is from RefSeq and is a predicted model, not a curated record. Gene Ontology annotation, cellular component: plasma membrane.
AUGGUUGACGCAGGAGAAAUCCUUUUUGGAGUUGGAUCAUUUCUGUCUUUGACAUUUACAACUUUUUUGAUUCUUGUCUAUAUUUUUGGCAGUUAUCCUAGGACGUUUGCUUUUCAUUUAGUUUUUAUGGUAUGCUUGAAUAAUUUUAUAUGGUCUUUUGCUGUAUUCCCUGCUAUAUUCUUUGAUUUAAUUACUGAAGACGCGUAUUUAAAUACAUAUCUUUGCAACAUUUAAGCUUUUUUAAUGUGCUUUUCAACUAAUAGCGGAUUUUUUUAUGUAAUAUCGAUAUCUUCAUCUCUUGUUAGGACUAUUAUAAAAAAAGAGGAUAUCUCUGAAGCCAUGAGGAAUCCACUCAAAUACUAUGGCCCUCUUAAUAUAUUGCUACCUCUUAUUAUGGCUAUAAUUCCAAUAACUGUGAGAAGAUAUGACCAUCUGGCUCCCUUUGAAAAUGUUUAAUGCUACUUAAUAGUAAAUGGACUUUAAGACGUAGUGGGUUUACUUUUGAGAAUAAUUAUAUUUUAUGCACCUUACAUUUUUGCUAUUACUUAUUAAAUUUGUACUAUAGUUAGGAUAUUAUCUUUUAUAAAAAAAUCUUCAUCUCUAAACAAUUCUGAAGUAAAUGAAAUAAAAACACUUAUUCUAUAUCCUAUCAUACUAUGCUUGACAUAAAGUUGGUUAAUUAUAAGCCGUACAUUUGAAAUAUUCGCUGAUAUAAAAAUUGAAUGGCUAAAUCAUAUUAAUUUAUUUUUCUUUUCUCUAGAAGGAUUUUUAAAUGUUUUAGUUUAUGGUAUAAUUUCGCUAGACAUCUGCAAAGGAAUUAGAGGUUUUUAAAAUAAAUCCUAGAUCUGGAAUAAAUAAACUAAUCAAUAAGAAUAAAGCAAUAUCAGCAAUAGUCAGAGUAGUAGUGAAUAUAUAGAGGAAAUAUAAGCACCUCUAAAAGAGAAGACUAAUGAUUAUUCAUCUGAAUUCACAAUAAAUACAAAUUACAAAAGCGAUACAUUUAUAUAUGAGAGAAAUAGCUCUGCUGAUAACUAUUGA